Heteronotia binoei (common prickly gecko) is the source of this 2387-nucleotide messenger RNA. RefSeq names its product forkhead box K1 (gene FOXK1). The transcript is spliced from 9 exons. Bases 35 to 2077 code for a protein of 680 amino acids. Gene Ontology annotation, molecular function: RNA polymerase II cis-regulatory region sequence-specific DNA binding; protein binding; DNA-binding transcription factor activity, RNA polymerase II-specific. Lineage: Eukaryota; Metazoa; Chordata; Lepidosauria; Squamata; Gekkonidae. Gene Ontology annotation, biological process: regulation of transcription by RNA polymerase II. The record is from RefSeq and is a predicted model, not a curated record.
CGGCGGGGCGGGCUGGCACGCUGGCUGGGAAAACAUGGCCGAAGUCGGGGAGGAGAACGGCAACGGGGCCCGGGCCUUGCUGGCGCUGCGCUCGGCGCCCUGCAGCCCCGGCUCUGCGGCGGUGGCGGCGGCGGCGGGGGGCCUGGAAGCGGGCUCGUCGUGCGGGUCGUCCUCGUCGUCGUCCUCGUCCUCCUUGCAGCAGCCGCCGCCUCCCUCGCUGCUGCUCCCCGCGCCGCUGGGCCGGCUGCAGGGCCGCGACUUCGAGUUCCUGGUGCGGCAGGCGUCGGUGACCAUCGGGCGCAACUCCUCGCAGGGGGCGGUGGACGUGCACAUGGGCCACUCCAGCUUCAUCUCCCGCCGCCACCUGGAGCUGGCCUUCCGCGCCCCCCACUUCUACCUGCGCUGCCUCGGCAAGAACGGCGUCUUCGUCGACGGCGCCUUCCAGCGGCGCGGCGGACCGGCCCUCCAGCUCCCCCCGCAGUGUACCUUCCGAUUCCCCAGCACCGUCAUCAAGAUCCAAUUUACGUCCUUCUACCACAAAGAGGAAGUAAAGGAGGAGGCCUCGUCACCCCCACUUCGGCCGCUUUACCCCCAGAUAUCGCCUCUCAAGAUCCACAUCCCGGAGCCGGAUCUCCGGAGCUUGGUCAGCCCGCUGCCUUCCCCCACGGGCACUAUCAGUGUUCCCAAUUCGUGCCCCGCCAGCCCUCGGGGUGCCGGUUCCUCCGGAUAUCGCUUUGUGCAGAAUAUUACCUCGGACCUGCAGCUGGUAGCCGAAUAUGCUGCAAAGGCCACGUCGGAGCAGCAGGCGGACGCGUCCGGCGGGGACAGCCCAAAGGACGAGUCGAAGCCGCCGUAUUCAUACGCUCAGCUAAUCGUUCAAGCUAUCUCCUCGGCCCAAGACAGGCAAUUAACACUAAGCGGGAUCUACGCCCACAUCACCAAGCAUUACCCGUACUACAGGACGGCUGAUAAAGGUUGGCAGAAUUCCAUUCGGCACAACCUCUCCCUGAACCGUUAUUUCAUUAAAGUCCCGCGUUCCCAAGAGGAGCCUGGGAAGGGCUCUUUCUGGAGGAUAGAUCCCGCUUCGGAAGCCAAACUGGUGGAGCAGGCGUUCCGGAAACGGAGACAGCGAGGGGUGUCCUGCUUUCGAACCCCCUUUGGGCCUCUCUCUUCCCGGAGCGCCCCGGCCUCCCCCACCCAUCCUGGCCUGCUGUCCCCUCACUCGAGCGGCCUGCAAACUCCCGAGUGCCUGUCCCGGGAGGGCUCACCCAUCCCACACGACCAUGACUUCAGCUCCAAGUUGGCCUCCGUUCCGGAGUAUCGGUAUUCACAGAGCGCACCUGGUUCGCCCGUCAGUGCCCAGCCGGUGAUCAUGGCCGUCCCCCCUCGGCCCUCGGCCCUGCUGGCCAAACCGGUGGCCUACAUGCCGGCCUCCAUCAUGACUUCCCAGCAGCCUUCGGGCCACGCCAUCCACGUCGUGCAGCAAGCCCCCACCGUCACGAUGGUCAGGGUGGUGACCACCUCCGCCAACUCGGCCAAUGGCUACAUCCUGACCAAUCAGGGGGUGGGGGGCGGAGCCCACGAAGGAGCCGGAGCCGUCCUGGACUUGCCCGGUGAGCCUCGAGGGAUGGACGAGAAGCCGACCAUCGCGUUUGCGGCAAUACCCACCGCCAGCCGAGUUAUCCAGACAGUCGCCAGUCAGAUGGCUCAAGGCGUCCCGGGGCAGACUGUCGCCAUUCUCCAGCAGGCAGCGCCUGUCACCCUCGGGCAGCACCAGCUCCCUGUCCGGGCAGUGACCCAAAACGGGAAGCACGCCGUCCCUCCCAACAGCAUAUCUGGUGGUUCUUAUGCCCUCACAAAUCCGUUGCAGCUCUUGGCAGCCCAAGCUAGUUCCUCAGUGCCCGUGGUCGUGGGCCAGGUGGGCGAGGCGGGGACGAGAGAGGCCGCAGAGCCCCCGAACGAGCCGGACGUCAAGAGACCCCGGAUCGAAGAGCCGAGAGGAGGAGCGGCUCCGUUGCCGACCACCGGGGGCGUCAUCACUUCGACAACUCCGCAGGGACAGGCUGCCGGCGAAUGAGGGGCCAGAGCGGUCCCGAAAGGCAGCCCCGGGUCGGAAGAGGUGGGGAGGGGGAAGCCGGAGAGGCAAACCAAACUGCAACGGUAACACCUUGGGCCUCCCAGAAAGAGGCUUUUGAAGCUCGUUCGGUACGCGAGCAUAAAAGGACAGACCAGCCGUUCUUAGAAUCGCAAGGUGCCAAAACGAAUGGGAGAACCUCCACCCGUGUGUCUGUACCUGGGCAUCUGUUCUGUCUUUCACUUUGGAGAUCCUCCCCCCCCCCCCUCCUCCCUCUUUUAGAUUAAAAGAAAUACAGACAAUUUUGAUUGUA